AUGGCAAACACCGACAACAAGAUGCAACUCGACUACUCGGCAUGGAGUAACUCCAGCCUCAUUGCGCGCAUUACCGAACUGGAGCGCCAGCUUCACUCUCGGACCACCGAGUUCACAGCGCCAGCGGAAACCCCGUCACAGGAGGCAAACAAGCCAUCUGCGCCCAUCUCUACCGACGUCCACGAACCCGCGAUCCCGCCCCCCGAGCCCUGCAAUAAUCCUAAAAAGCGGCCACACUCUCCUCCCGAAGAUAUUACCACGGCGCCUGCGCCCUCGCGGUUUAUCAAAGCCGCAAAGCCUCCCAGACUUGAUCGCGAUUUUGACCCCUCCAAGUACUCGACGCGGUAUAUUGCGCUCAAGUUCGCAUACUUGGGCCAAGCGUACAAUGGACUCGAGCAUACCAAUGGCAACACCACACCUCUGCCCACAGUUGAGGAGAUUCUGUGGAAGGCAUUGCGGCGCACUCGGCUCAUCUUCCCUGAGACAACCUCGGACAUGGAACCGACCGAGAACGGGGUGAGGGUGCCGAUGCGCCCCUAUCACCUGUACUGGGAUGGAUGCGAGUACUCCAAAGCAGGACGUACGGAUAAGGGCGUGAGCGCUUUUGGGCAAGUCAUUGGGUUGAGAGUCCGCAGUAACCGCCCCAAGCCCAAGCCCCCUGUUGAGGGCCAGGAUGCAAUGAAUAUUGAUUCGGGAGCUACUGAAAAGGAAUGGGAUGAUGUUGCAGAUGAGUUGAACUACAUCGCCGUUCUAAACAGGGUACUCCCGGAAGACAUCCGAGUUCUCGCAUGGUGUCCCAACCCGCCGCCUGGUUUCGAUGCACGUUUCUCCUGCCGUGAGCGGCGAUACAGGUACUUCUUCACCAAUCCCGCGUUCUCUCCAACCCCUGGACCUGCCGGAUUCGAGAAUCGGGCACAAAAUGGCAAAGGACCGCGUGCUGAGUUCCGUGAGGGCUGGCUCGAUAUCGAGGCUAUGCGCGAAGCAGCCAAAUAUUUCGAGGGCACACAUGAUUUCCGGAACUUCUGCAAGCUGGAUACCAACAAACAGAUUGAUAACUUUGAGCGUAUCAUCCAUCACUCCAGUAUCGAGGCCGUCAAUCCCAAGGUUAACCCCUUGGGUUAUGUUGGCCGAGCUGGCUUCCAGGCCAAAGAAGGCGUGAUCCCCGAGCCGGAUACGACAACUCCCGACACGGUCUCUCAAAGCAUUCCUCAGGUCUACUCAUUCAACCUCCACGGUUCCGCCUUUUUGUGGCACCAGGUACGACACAUGGUUGCAAUCCUGUUCUUGGUGGGGCAGGGAUAUGAGUCCCCAUCGAUUGUCCCCGAAUUGCUGGACAUUUCCAAGAACCCGCGCAAGCCGACCUAUGCAAUGGCCGAUGAUGCUCCGCUGGUUCUUGAGGACUGCAUCUUCCCCGAACCAGGCUCUGGCAGUCGCCUUGAUUCCUUGAACUGGGUUUAUGCUGGUGACAGCAUGGAAAGCUCUAGGGCAAGUGCCAAGGGCGAUAGCAAAUUUGGCCUGCGCGGUACAGUUGAACGGCUGUGGACGGUCUGGAGGCAACGCAAGAUAGAUGAGAUCCUAGCGGGUGCCAUGCUAGACUUGAUUGUCAGUCAGGGCAAUCAAAACGUUGACAACAUGGACGACCAGAAGGUGAAACCUGGUUUCUCUAAGAAAUCAUACAGAGGUGCCAAAGUCUGGCAAGGUGGAAAUGAGGCCGUUGUCGGUGGAAAAUAUGUCCCUGUUGACCAGAAACCAAAGAUGGACACGGUGGAAGUCCAAAAUGCAAGAGGACUCGUGAUAAAGCAGCGAAGACUGGCAAAGGGCGAAGCUGCGAAGGCGGCAGAGGAAUGA
This is a messenger RNA of Penicillium bovifimosum, 1848 nucleotides long. Its product is annotated as pseudouridine synthase DEG1. NCBI's taxonomy places the organism in Eukaryota, Fungi, Ascomycota, Eurotiomycetes, Eurotiales, Aspergillaceae. Gene Ontology annotation, cellular component: nucleus; cytoplasm. The record is from RefSeq and is a predicted model, not a curated record. The transcript has a single exon. Gene Ontology annotation, biological process: mRNA pseudouridine synthesis; tRNA pseudouridine synthesis. Gene Ontology annotation, molecular function: RNA binding; pseudouridine synthase activity. Bases 1 to 1848 code for a protein of 615 amino acids.